GGGGAGCUGAGCGCUGGGUCCCGGAAAAGGGGGCUCCGUCUCUCGCAGCCUCUGAUCGCCCCGAGGGGUGCUGCGGGGGGGGGGAAUCUGGCAUGUCUGCAGAGAGCUACACCCCCAAAUGAGGAAGUCGGUCCUCUCUCCGGUCGACUAGGCCCGCGGAGCAGAAUCGAGACCGUCCCUCGGCGGGGAGGCAGAGAUCUGCGCGGAGGGAGCGGGGUUACGGGGCGGGGGCUGGCCUGGGAGAGGCCCCUCCCGCGCGCGCACGUGUUGAAGGGCCGUGAGAAAGUCUGGGACAUGGAAGGCAGUGGGGGCUGGAAGAAGAUAUGAAAUUCCUCGGUGUUGGUGCGGAUGGGGAAGGGCCUCGGACUCGGUCCUGGCACUCCCCCGCCGUGGGACUGCUCACACUGCCCACUCCGCGACGUUUCUCUGUCUCCGAUUUGCUUCCCAAGUGCAGCAGAAGCACCGCCUGACUGCUCGAUAGCUGAUGGCCAAGGAUGGAGGGGGCGAGGUCCUUGCCAGUGGUGAGGUGGGGGGCCUAGCCAGAAGCCCCAAGGAGGCCCUGUGCAGCCUGGAUGAUGAUGAUGAUGAGGUCUUUGAGAGCCCUGACAGCCAAGGCCCAUGGCCAGGCUGGGCCACAUCAGCCACUUUCCGCCACUGCAGCGUGGAUGAGCUUUAUGAGCUGCUGGAGAAGCUGGGCAGCGGGCACUUUGGGGUGGUCAGGCGCUGCCAGGAGCGCUGCACAGGCUCUUUCUAUGCCGCCAAGUCCGUGAAGCUGCGGAAGCAAAAGGGGAGCCGCCUGGGCCUGGACCGCGAGCAAGUGGAGCGAGAGGUCUCCAUUCUCCAGCAGCUCCAGCACCCCAAUAUCAUGCGCCUCCAUGACGUCUUUGCCGGGAAGGGCGAGGUGGUCCUGAUCCUGGAGCUCAUCCACGGUGGGGAGCUGUUUGACUUCAUCGCAGAGAAGGAGCUUCUUACGGAGACGGAAGCCAUCCAGUUCCUGCAGCAGAUCCUGCUUGGCCUGACCUACAUGCAUUCCCGGCGCAUUGCUCACUUUGACCUCAAGCCAGAGAACAUCAUGCUCUUCCAGAAGGAUGCCCCCAACCCCCUGAUCAAGAUCAUCGAUUUUGGCCUGGCCCAGAAGCUUGAGGAAGGCGUGACCUUCAAAAGUUUGUGUGGGACUCCCCAGUACAUUGCUCCUGAGGUGAUCAACUAUGAGCCUCUGAGCACAGCAACGGACAUGUGGAGCAUCGGAGUGAUUACCUACAUCUUACUGAGCGGCAUGUCCCCCUUCCAGGGAGAGACGGACGCAGAGACCCUGACCAGUGUUGUCUCUUGCACCUACGAGUUUGAGGACAAGUACUUCAGCCAAACAUCUGAGUUGGCCAAGGACUUCAUCCGGCAGCUGUUGGUGAAGGAACCUGGAGACCGAAUGUCGGCAGAGGAAUGCCUCAUCCACCCCUGGAUCAAGCCCCUGACGCGGAAGCAGGUUGCGAACCGGAGCCGCUCCUCCAUCAACAUGAAGAACUUCCGCAAGUUCAAUGCUCGCCGGAAGUGGAAGCUCUCCUACAACAUGGUGUCGGCCUGCAACCGCCUCUGCCGGAUGGGCCUCUUGUGCCAGCAGAAGAGGGAGGAGGAGAACUUGCGCGGCUGCGAGAGCGACCAGGAGGGGGAGGCCAGCAGCCCCGCCACCCUCUUCCGCAGGCGAAGGAGCAGCUGCUCGUGAAUCAGGGACACCGGGAGGGAGGAGGCACCCUGCUCUUCCAAUCCCAUCUGUUCACCAACCCAGGAGGGUGCGGCACACCAUCUCGGCCAUGCUCCAGCUUUCAACAACCAGCCCAUGGUUGCUGCAAUGUUGACAGGGAAGGGGCCUGCUGGGAGGGAGCCCAGCAUCAAAUGCCUGCGUUGCCCCACACUCCUGAUGUGCCAAGAGGGAGGGCUCCCCUUGUGGGCGGGUGACAGCUCUCUCUCUGCCUGGGGCUUGGCGUUUUGAUCAGAUGGCUUCCAGCAGAGGCAAGCAUUUGGGCCUUCUUAAAAAAAAUGCUUUGUAUGUAUGUUUGAUUGGGGGGAGAGGGAGAUUUACUUCCCAACUAUUUCUGACCUACUUGGGGAACAGAACUCCACCCCGCCAUGCCAGCAUCCCCCCCCCCACUACCCAUUCCUUCCUCCAGGAAUUCGUUACCAAAAAAGGUCCCUGGUCACUUUUUAAUAAUGUGCAUAGUGCUAAUGACAUCUAUACAAGGAAAGAAAUGAAACAUCUGUGUCUUCCUACUUCGCUGCUUUAUGUUUUUGCUGAAUAUGGUUCAAGUUAAAAGGCCAAGCAGAUAAACGACUGCUUCACAAAGUGGUUUGUGAGUGAGUGAUUCCCAAGGAUUCAGAUGUCACCUCUUUCUAGGAUUUCAUGAAGGGACUGUAAAUAAGUUCUCUCCUCUAUCUCUCUCAGCACCUAUAAUCUCCCACCCAAACAGUCUGCACUGUGGAAAAAGUUAUAUCGGCCCACCUUGCAGAGAUGCUGCCACGAUGGUUCAGUGGCCACCCUGUAGUGUAACUAGUUCAGCAUAGAAAGCUGCCAUUGGGGUUCAUCUAGCUCAGUGUUGCCUGCAUUGACUGGCAGCAGUGGCCUGCCAAGGUUUCAGAUGAGAAGACUUUCCCACCGCCACCUGGAGAUGCCGUCAGUGGAGACCUUCUGCAUGCUACUGAGCCCAGGUGGUCCUUCCCAAGCCAAGCGACAUGUUGCUGCCCCACCACCAUGCUGCACAGGUGGGAGAGGCAGAGAGGGCCAUGAGCCCAGCAGGGCAAAGUAUCUGGCUCUGUCCUCUUCCCAGAGUAGAAGCAGAGGUCAACGCGAGAUAAACCUCAAAGGGAGGUAAAAAUCAUUCCGGAGGCUGCAGUGGGCAGAGUUGGCCAGCAGGGGGCACCCCAAUGCAAGGACUGAGACCAUAGGGAGGGAGGUCAGGAGGUCCAGUGUUCAGAGUUCAGGGUGGCCUUUGUGGGGUGGGGUAAAAAGGGUCCUCUUGUGGUCAGCAGAGGGUGCUCCAGUAUAUAAGGACUUUGGUCUUCUAGAUAUUCACACACACACUCUUGUACUCAUGGGUUUGCGUGGUGGAGAGAAUUGUAAAAAGUAUUACCUACAUGGUGAAUUGUUUCUGUUAAUUAUGCAGCUGUCACUGUUUGUAAUGCCCUGUGUUUCAUUUCCUCUGACCCCACUGUUUACAAUUACGCCACCACUUUGAUGCUGCUUUGUUUGAUAUAUUUUGUAUGUCUUAAAUUUUCGUAUGCCACUUGUGACUUUACUAGACAGCUGACGGUUUUGCAUAAGGCCUCCAUGGCCCACAAAAGUUUAUUAUGCCAUAAUAAAUUUGUUAGUCUUUAAGGUGCCGCAAGAUUCUUCUGUUCCUUUUGCUUUGGGGCAGAGGGCCUCCUCCUCUUCCUCUUUGGCAAGCGAUUGCACCUCCUCUCCCGCCUGCUGCUCUGGAGCCUCUUCUUCUCAAGCUGCCUUUGCCACCAUCCUGGUGUGUGACUCUGGCCCAAGGCUUGUGUUUUGAGCUGACCUGCCUGCUUGUAUUUGUGGAAGGACCCUCUGGAGCAGGGCGGGGGAAGAGACCUGCUUGCAAUAUUGCACAUGGUCAAGACGACUCUGUGCAUGCGCCUACCAGGAGGCCUCUGGCGAGAGCAGACCUAACCGACCGACCUCCAUCAGUUCUUGCACAUCUUGUGCCCCAACUGAGCACGAAGGCCAGGGAGAGAGGGAGCAUGCGCGUCGUGCAAUAUAUAGAUGCACAUAGUUUUAAAGAGCACAAGUCAUCACAGAUGCAACACUGACUUCAAGGCAGGACUGACCUUUGGGGAUGGAGGAUUUUUGUGUGGCCUGUUUUUUUUUAAAAAAAUAUUUUUUUAUUGUUUUUCUAACAUACACAUAACCGUACAUUUAUAAAAUGCAAAUUAAUCCAAAUAACAUACAUAAACCAUUACUAAACAAAUGUUCUCAUACUCCCAUUCCCCCUACCUUAAUACCCAAUUUUGGUUCUGCCGAACCCAACUUCCCUUUCACUUCACAUUUAGUUUUACAAUUUAUCUCUUACAUUUUGCGCUUUUCUUUUACCUUAUUUUCAACAGUCACCUUCUUUAUCCAUUUUUUAUACUUAACACUCUAUUUCCUGUUGUAGGUAUUAUUUCAGACCUGUUAGUGUCUUUAGAGUCUUGCAAUACUUUCCAGAUAUUCCACAAAUGUGUGGCCUGUUUAUUGUUUCAGCUUUGGCUGCUGUAGAUUUUGGCAAAGGCUGUCUGGGGAUUAAAGUGUUUGUACGAUC
This is a messenger RNA of Zootoca vivipara (common lizard), 4304 nucleotides long. RefSeq names its product death-associated protein kinase 2. Gene Ontology annotation, molecular function: ATP binding; protein serine/threonine kinase activity. Gene Ontology annotation, biological process: protein phosphorylation; positive regulation of apoptotic process; intracellular signal transduction. Gene Ontology annotation, cellular component: cytoplasm; nucleus. NCBI's taxonomy places the organism in Eukaryota, Metazoa, Chordata, Lepidosauria, Squamata, Lacertidae. The record is from RefSeq and is a predicted model, not a curated record.